Molecule: messenger RNA, 643 nt
Organism: Populus nigra (black poplar)
Lineage: Eukaryota; Viridiplantae; Streptophyta; Magnoliopsida; Malpighiales; Salicaceae
Product: acyl carrier protein 1, mitochondrial-like
Exons: 2
Coding region: 77-445 (122 amino acids)
Biological process (GO): fatty acid biosynthetic process
Cellular component (GO): mitochondrion
Molecular function (GO): acyl binding; acyl carrier activity
Source: RefSeq, a predicted model, not a curated record
AAACGAUCCAAGUACUAUAUUCUCAUCAGUUGAGUCCAAAAACCCAAGUGAAAUUGAUAGAGAGACUGAGGGGAAAAUGGCAUUGAGAGCAGCCGUGCUACACCACAUUCGGGUGCCGGUGCAAACCCUAAGACUCAAAACAAAUCCAUGUGCUCCGUCCGGUUCAAUCCGGUCAAUGUCGUCGCAUGAUGACCAUCUGACCAAGGAAGAGGUCCUCGACAGAGUUGUCUCUGUUGUCAAGAGCUUCCCUAAAGUCGAUCCUUCCAGGGUGACUCCUGAAGUCCAUUUCCAAAAAGAUCUGGGCUUGGAUAGCUUGGACAAUGUGGAGAUUGUAAUGGCUCUAGAAGAGGAGUUCAAGCUUGAAAUUCCAGACAAGGAAGCCGAUAAGAUUGACUCUUGUAACCUUGCUAUUGAGUACAUUCAUAACCAUCCGCUGGCUAGUUGAUUUGAGCAUAUGGUUUCCCUCCCUUAAUUUCGUGGAAGACAAUGACAUUCUGUUUUGUUUGUUUUCCUUGUUCGGUGUUUGUAUGGAUUUGAUCCUCAUGCUGGGAUUGGAAAUAAUCUUAGUCUGAUAAGAGUAGCAUUGGCAGAACUGCCAUUUGACUUCAUUAUGCUUCUAAUACCAAAUGAUCACUAGUUUCCA